CGAAUUCUCAGAAAAAUGAAGAAGAAACGUCGCGUCCCGGUGGUCCUCUGGCGGCUCUUCCACAACCGAGCCCGCACUCUCACCUCCUUACUCCCUCCCCCUCCUCCUCAUUCCCCAAAACCCCAAUGUCGUUUCUGCCAGGGCCGCCGUUGCCUCCGCUGCUCCACCGGCCCCGACGCCAUGUCCUUUCUCCUCCGACCCAACGAUCCCUCCGAUUAACGCUCUCUUCUCCACGACUGCUUCGUCGUCGUCUCCGAAAACGCCCCCACCCUCACUCGCUUCUCUCCUGAAUCUCACUGGUCCCAAAUUGAGAUUGUUAGAGCAGUGAUCGAAUCGACAAUGCUGGAGCAAUCGGUGUCUUCCAAUGUGAUAUGCAGUAAUUAUGAUAUGUGUGAUGAGUCGAGCGCCAUUUUGGAGCUUCUGACUUCUCCGGCUUGGUGUCGUCUGUUGGAGAGGGUUGGGGACGGUCUUAUGGUUUAUUUACUGAGAAACGCGUCGAUAUUUUUGUGAUUUGCGGAUGAGAAGCAUCAGCAGGUGGCAGGUCUUCCCAUUAGUAACUUAUGUCGUAAGAGGUUCAAGUGCACACCAAAUUCAAAUUGGCAACCGUCCCUGGCUCCAUGUGGACCCCCACGAAAGAGGAAAAGGGAUGAUAACGUCCACUCAGUGUCAAAGAAAAAGCAGCUCAUGAGUUCAGUUGGCAUUGGAGAAAGCUGGAGUUCUGCUACCUGUAAUGGCUGCUGCAACAGUAGUGACAAUUUUAGGAUUAUCAGUCAUAUUAGUUUUUCUGAAGCAUCCACACCAGUAGCCAGCACACCAACCAAUGAUUAUAAAGGGAAUUUAAAUCAGGAACUUACAAAUAGUUUCGGAAAGCUAAGAAAGCGUUCAAGACCAUUUCGUUGGUACCGUUGCAGGAAACACAGACAAUUAUGUACUCAAGAAACUGUUUUUAAGAGUGUUCUUAGAACUACUGUCAAUGAUAAACAAUGGUUACCUGGCAGGCUUUUUCCAUCCUUGAAGCCCAGAUUUGGUCAAUAUUUUGAACAGUGCUAUUGCUUGCGGUUCCAAGUUGCCCAAAAGAUCUCCAAAAAUUCUCAGAUAGACCGGAAAUCCUUGUUCUUCAACUCAGAACAUACUUCAUCAAUCUUUCUUAGAAAGCAUGUGCUGAAUUCUGUAAAGCCUGAUUCUGUUGGUUGAGAGUUUCUUGUUAGGAGUAUUUUUGGUAUAUAUGACACAAAAAGUGCACGGUCAAAGACGAGUCCCAAUAGCUGUUGUCAUUGUCUCACAGGUUCUGCAUGCCUGUAUCAUUCACUUGUUAGGUUGCUUAAAAGUCUCAUACGUAGAGCACAGUACGGUCAGCACCUGAGAAUAUUGGAAAAGAAUUGUGUUACAACUGUAAAUCCGAACACAACAAUAAACAGUGGUUGCAUCUUUGAGGGAGAAAAGUGGGAGCACUGUGUGCACAAGAAAUCUCAGUAUUGUACUGCCGACCAUUGCAGUAAAUCUCCUGAAGUGAGUGAAUCUUUCACUGAUGAAAAAUCUUACUGCUUGAACAGUCAGGUUGAGUCGUUCAUAUGGGCUGCUUGUAGGAGUAUUGUUCCUCCCGAAUUGCUAGGAACUCCUUCAAAUCGGAGAAUUUUGAGGAGAACUAUUUCAAAGUUCAUUCAGCUUAGAAGAUUUGAAUGGUUGUCUUUAAAACAAUGUCUGCAUAAAUUGAAAGUGUCUAGGUUCCCAUUUCUAUCCAAUAAACACAAUUUCUGCUGUCUGAAUAAGGAGGCACCAAAAUAUGUGGAUGGAAAAGGUGUAGACACUGAAAAGGGAGCCAGUACAUUGAAUGAUGCCAUACAUGUUGCUAACGUAAAAUUGUUAGAAAGUUGGAUUUAUUGGCUCUUUUCAUCUGUAGUUGUGCCAUUGUAGCAAGCCAACUUCUAUGUCACUGGAAGUGAGCAUGGCAAGCAAGAUGUCUAUUACUAUCGAAAGUCAGUUUGGGAGAAGAUGAAGAACAAGACCAUCAUGACUUGCAUGGAUCAGAGCUAUCGAUAUCUGGAUGAUGCGACAACUAGAAGAAUUAUAAGGAAACGAUCAUUUGGGUUCAAACUCCGGAUUUGUCCAAAAGAGUCUGGAGUGAGGUUGCUAGCAAAUUUAAGAACAUCAUCCAAACUGUUUGGGAAAGAGCUAUGCUUAGCAGAUCAGUCUAAUGGAAUAUUUAGAGGAAAGAAACUGCAUCGGAGAAAGGUCAGAUUUGAGUAUUUCAAGUCCGUGAAUCAUGUUCUUCGUGAUACCCAUGUUGUUUUAAAAGAUAUGCAGAUGAAAGAACCAGGGAAAUUAGGAUCGUCUGUGUUUGAUUACAAUGAUGUAUACAGAAAGUUAUGCCCGUUUCUAGUUGAUAUGAAGCGUGGAUUCAGUACAACACCUGAUGUCUUUAUCAUUGUCUCUGAUGUAUCAAAAGCCUUUAAUUCUGUUAACCAGGAUAAGCUGUUUGGUGUUGUGAAAGAUGUUAUAAGAGCAGAUGAAUAUAUUAUCCAGCAAUCUCAUUAUGUCAUUUUCAAGAAGGGAUCAUUAAGGGUUCAUGAGAACCGUGCAUGUCUCGAUCAAAAUACCGGCUCAAUUUUCAAAUCUAAAUUUUGUAGUGUUCUUGUUAAUCAGGAGUGUAGCUGGCCAGUGAAGAAGAAGGAACUACUUUUUAUUCUAAAUGAACAUGUGAAGCGUAAUGUGCUGCAGUUGGAUAAAAAGUUCUAUUUGCAACAUACUGGUAUUCCUCAAGGAAGCGUUCUGUCAGCUUUGCUCUGCUCAUUAUACUAUGGACAUCUGGAUCAGAAUGUGAUCUUUCCAUUUCUUGAAAGAACUUGGGAACCUUCUACUACAGAUUUAUCAGGAGGACAUAAUUUUCGAGUUCCUUCUGCUGCACAGUGCAGUAGUGAGGAAGUCUCCUCAUCCUCUAGAUACACUCUGCUUAGAUUUAUUGAUGAUUUUCUUUUCAUUUCAACCUCAAAGGCGCAGGCUGCUAGUUUCAUCUCAAGGUUGCAAUGAGAAUUUUGGGAUCACAACUGUUAUAUGAAUGAGAAAAAAUUCUGUAUGAAUUUUGAUAUUGGAAACAUGGCAAGUUUGCCAUCAAACAGGAUCUACACUGGUGAUGAUGGCAUUUUAUUUAUGAGAUGGAGUGGCUUGCUCAUCAAUUCUUGCACACUUGAAGUUCAGGCAGACUAUACAAAGUACUUGAAAAACCACUUAAAUGUGAGAUCUCUCAUCUCCAAUACUCUCACAGUCUUCUACCAAGGCAAACUUAGUUGCCAUUUGAAGGGAAAGUUGCUUGACUACAUGAGACCUAAAUGUCAUCCUUUAUUCUUUGAUUCCCACAUCAAUUCAGCAUCUGUGGUGAGACUGAAUAUCUACCAAGCCUUCUUGUUAUGUGCAAUGAAGUUCCAUUGUUACAUCCGAGCCUUAUCAUAUAUCUGCAAAUUUCACUUUAGAUUCUACUCCUGCAUUAUCCAGAGAUCUUUGAGGAUCAUGCACAAGCUCAUAAAGAAAAGGAUGUGUUCGUUGUAUACUGGCUCUAACGUAUGCCCAAUUCUUCAAUUGGGGAAGGGGGAAGUUGAAUGGCUUGGUUUAUAUGCUUUUAUCCAAGUAUUAGAAAGAAAACAAUCACGGUAUAAGAAGUUGCUCUCCUUAUUGAAGCUAAAGUUGUCAAACCAUAAGAUAAAUGGCUCUGAGUCUUCUGAGCUGAGUUAUGCAGUUGAUAGAUCACAUUCCUCUGUAUUUUGGAAAAUCAAGUAUUAG
Molecule: messenger RNA, 3774 nt
Organism: Argentina anserina (silverweed cinquefoil)
Lineage: Eukaryota; Viridiplantae; Streptophyta; Magnoliopsida; Rosales; Rosaceae
Product: telomerase reverse transcriptase
Biological process (GO): telomere maintenance via telomerase
Cellular component (GO): telomerase catalytic core complex
Molecular function (GO): telomeric repeat DNA binding; telomerase RNA binding
Source: RefSeq, a predicted model, not a curated record